Molecule: messenger RNA, 5606 nt
Organism: Girardinichthys multiradiatus
Lineage: Eukaryota; Metazoa; Chordata; Actinopteri; Cyprinodontiformes; Goodeidae
Gene: ubp1
Product: upstream binding protein 1
Exons: 16
Coding region: 827-2452 (541 amino acids)
Biological process (GO): regulation of transcription by RNA polymerase II
Cellular component (GO): nucleus
Molecular function (GO): RNA polymerase II cis-regulatory region sequence-specific DNA binding; DNA-binding transcription activator activity, RNA polymerase II-specific
Source: RefSeq, a predicted model, not a curated record
GUGGUUUCCGUCCUGGCAUCGUUCCUGAGGCUGGCGGUGGUGAGCCAGCAAGAAGCUACAGUCAGUCUGUACGCCGAGGGAGCCAUGUUGAUGCCUGUUUUUGUGUCAAAUGGUACACUUUGGAUGGUUAAAGGAUUACCUCUGAAAGACGGGAAGCCCGAGCGGUGAUUUCCUAACCGCGAUGAGAAGAGAGGAGAUGACGGGGAUGGUGCAGAGCCUUAUUGAGGAGAGCUGGUUUUAGGUCACUGGGCAGCUGAUUCAAAGCAAAUGAAGUUGAUGCUAGUUAGCUUGGUAGCCAGGUAGCAACAGCUGUGCGGACGCUGCGUGGGAUGGGGCUUUUGGACCCUUGCGAUAUAGUUUCUCAGCUUGUUGCAUUUUUGCUGAGCGGACGCUAACCAGACAGUGGGGACACUCAUUGAAGCGACGACGAGACUGUUAGAUUAGCUCCGACUCUGUAAAAGAUGUCUUUGUAAAGCUAGCUAACGUUAGCAUGCUGACGACCAGUCCGCAUCUUUCGUCACGACUGUUUGUUAGCUGAUGGGGUUUUAACUCAUUGUUUCUCUAGGGCAGUUUGCCGCUAGUUUGAGGGUAAAACCGCUUUAAUAAGCCAAACAGAAUUAUGGUGGUGAAUUCAGUCUCCGGGCAAAACUACCUGUUCGCCUUCCCAGCCUGCAGAUGAGCAGCUAACGGGCUUAGCAGCAGAACUUUGCUCCAGCGGGCGUCUCUCACAAGCUGCAGAGACCCUCUUUUGCUCGUUAGCCGAGCCUUUACCUGAAGCAAGCUGGCGGCCCUCCAGGUAGAAGCCGAGGACAAGGAGCUGGGGCCCAUGGCCUGGGUGCUGAAGAUGGACGAUGCCACCAUCGAGUCGGGGCUGGUGCAUGACUUCGAUGCUAGCCUGUCUGGCAUCGGGCAGGAGCUCGGGGCUGGAGCUUACAGCAUGAGCGAUGUGCUGGCUCUGCCCAUCUUUAAGCAGGAGGACUCCAACCUUCCACCUGACAGCAAGACCAAAAAUCCCCCAUUCCAGUAUGUUCUGUGUACCGCCACCUCGCCUGCUGUCAAGCUGCACGACGAGACGCUUACAUACCUAAACCAAGGCCAGUCUUAUGAGAUCCGUAUGUUGGAUAACAGGAAAACAGGAGAGUUGCCAGAGCUCAACAACAAGAUGGUGAAGAGCACAGUACGGGUAGUGUUUCACGACCGGCGGCUGCAGUACACAGAACACCAGCAGCUGGAGGGCUGGAAGUGGAAUCGUCCUGGGGACCGUCUCCUUGACAUCGAUAUUCCCAUGUCAGUGGGCAUUGUUGAGCCCAAGACUCACCCCUCCCAGCUCAAUGCUGCAGAGUUUCUGUGGGACAUGAACAAAAGAACUUCUGUGUUCGUGCAGGUGCACUGCAUCAGCACGGAGUUCACUCCCAGGAAGCAUGGCGGAGAGAAGGGCGUCCCCUUCAGGAUCCAGAUCGACACCUUCACCCAGGGAGAAGGUGGAGAGUACACAGAGCACCUCCACUCUGCUUCCUGUCAAAUUAAAGUCUUUAAGCCAAAGGGGGCAGACCGUAAGCAGAAGACUGACAGGGAGAAGAUGGAGAAGCGUAGCCCUCAGGAGAAGGAGAAGUACCAACCUUCCUAUGAUACCACUAUCCUAUCAGAGACGAGGCUUGAGCCCAUCAUAGAAGAUGCAGGCGACCAUGAGCUGAAAAAGUCCAGCAAGCGGACACUUCCCGCUGAUUGUGGCGACUCCUUGGCCAAGAGAGGCAGUUGCUCCCCAUGGCCAGACGCCGCCUACACCAGCACCAACCAGGCAGCUUCUCCCUCCUUCACCUCCACCCCACUGUCCACCUACACAACCUCCUCAGUGCUGGACAGUGACUCAUCUUCCCCCAAUCACCAGGCGGAUACUGGUGGCCAUAGCAACUCAGAGUUGAGCCCCACUGCCUCCAUACAGGACACCCAGAAGUGGCUGUUAAAGAACCGCUUCAGCUCCUACGCUAGACUCUUCUCUCAUUUCUCAGGUUCUGAUUUAUUGAAGUUAACCCGGGACGACCUGGUCCAGAUUUGUGGGCCAGCAGAUGGGAUCAGACUCUACAAUGCACUUAAAUCCAGGUCAAUGCGUCCCAGAUUGACGGUGUACGUCUGUCAGGAGUCUCCUCAGGGGAGCCCCCUGCUGGAGAGACACUGCACAAUUGAAAAUGGAGAACCCCGGAGCUCUGCUACUUUACAUGUAUACCAUGCUCUGUACUUAGAGGAGCUCACAGCUGCAGAACUCAUCCGCAAGAUUGCAUCUGUGUGCAUCAUUCCGUUGGGAAGGAUCCACCAGGUGUACAGGCAGGGUCCAACAGGCAUACACAUCCUGCUAAGCGACCAGAUGGUUUACAACUUGUCUGACGAGAGCUGUUUUUUGAUCAGCACUGUCAAAGAUGAGUUGGGCGAAGGACUCCAUCUUAUCUUGAAGUAGCGAGCAGCACAGAUGGCGUCACUAAUACUCCACCCUCUGCUUUGGAGCAGAAGCCUCCUUCUGUCGCUCUGCAUCCUCCCCGUCUCUCUUUAACAAUCGCUCGAUGGAAAGCAGAGUGACUACGCUGAAGCCAUGUAAAUGUUAGAAUCUGACAUGGGUGUGUCCACUGUUUCAUAUUGAAAACAUUAUUAAGAUGAAGGAGAUUGGUUAAAAGAAGAGAUUGGGGAAGAUUUCAGAUCAGGGGGUAGUUGAUAUUGUUCUAUGUAUUUCAAUCCGAUUUUAAUUUUGUCUUUUUAUAUGGUUUCUGUGUGGAGUCGGGAGGGUGGAGGCUCCAAGGGAGAGGGGUGGGUGGUGCUUUGUCAUGCAAGAGAUGGGAAGAAGAAAAAAAAAAGUCACCUUAUUGCUUGUUGCCCUUCCUAAACAACCAGCGUUAGGCCAGUAUUUGAUGAAACUGUACUGCUGAACAGCAUGCAAUCCAUACCAAGUUGCUUGAACGAGUAACUCGGCUUACUCUGCUUACUAAACAUUCUUCGACGGGGAUGUCUUAAUUAACUUUUCUCUAAUUGGCUGAGCGUGCUAACUCAGAAGAUUCAGGGUAAAUGAGUGAAAGUGCUCUCAUUUUUGGCUUCUUUUUUUGUUUUGCUGAGAUGAAACGAAAUGAAUUUAUCAGCUCAUCAUAUAGCCUCACUAUGUGAUUAAACCUUACAGCCAUAUCUCAGUCAACAUAGCGUCUCACUCAGCUCAGCUAACGUGCGUCUAGUAUGGCCUGUGCUUUUACCAUUUUUAGUUGAUGCUUUAUUUAUGAGUCAGCUCUUUCUGUUGCUCUGAUUGAAUUUGCUCUCUUUCUGGUGCCAUAACGGCUCAUUAGCUUGGCUUAUUAUUCAGAUGUAUACACAGAGUACAUACACAUCAUUAUUUGACUCCUAUGCUUUACCAAAACACUGGUUUACGGGAUUAUGGUGAGAGGACUUUGGAAAUCGGUAGAUAAAACCCCUUGAUGAUGCUGUCCAGUGGAGUAUUAGUGCCUAUUAAAAAAAAAACAAUACAUACUUUAUAGUGGACCAAACAGACGAUUGACUGAUGGAAAUAAACCUUGGUGGAUCUUGAAUUUGUGCUAAUUUGAAGCACUAAAACUGGUUUAGAAGUGGGGAGGGGGAGGUAAAAAACGGCAAACCCUUUUUACUGUAAGCAUUAUGCAGCAGGUGAGGCAUACAGUCACAUCUCAGAUUAGAAAUCAUUGGAAAAAGUAUUUCAAGUAAUUUUAACUGAAAAAGUGAAGCUCGUUUGGUUAAUUGCACACGGUGGUUUUGUUUAAAAUGUGUUUUUCUUCAUUUUGAUGAUUAUGGAUUAAUGUUGAUGAAAACCAAACGUUUUAGAGAACUGGAAUAUUACAUGAGACCAAUAAAGUUUUGUAGUUCAGAAAUAUUGAGGCCUAUACAAUCAGGUGAAAGAGGUGCUAGCUUGACGGUUAUUAAGCAGAAAGUCAUUGACACCCUCCACAAGGAGGGUAAGCCACAAACGUUCAUUGCUCAAAAGCUGACUGUUCAAAGGGCUUUAUCCAAAAAUAUUAAUGGAAAGUUUAGUGAUGGAAAAAAGGGGAGGCAAUGAGGGCAGGUAAGUAUGCCCCAAUUCGUCAGACUUCAGAAACUUCCCAAUGAACCUUAAGCAACUUAGUUUCUGUGCUUCUCUAAUCUUCCUUAAAGCAAAAUGUAUUUUAAAAUGAAAAGGGGACUUUGAACCACUAAGCAAAACUCUAGUCCUCUUCCUCCUCUGUCUGGGGAAGAAGCUUCUGCCAUUGUUUCUGGCUCAAGAGUGGCCUAACACAAGGAAUAGGACACCUGUGCCUCAUAUCCUGGCUAUAUCAGUGUGUGGUGACACACACAGAUGUGUACUAAGCAGUGAGUCUAGCUGCAGUCCACACCUUAAGAAUCUCAAAACUUUCAAAAGAGCUUUUCUUCACAAUCCUCAAGAUUGUGGUCAUCAGUACUGCUUGUGCAUCUUUGUAUAGAUUUUUUCUUUCCACCCACCUUUCCUUUAAUAUGCUUGAUACAAAUCUUUGUAAACAGCCAGCUUCCAAUAACAUGGUUGUGUGGACCAUAAAAUGCCCAUUACACUUCUGUAUUAAAAACCUUUUUUACAUUGGUCUUGUGUUGUAUUCUAAAUUUAAGAGUUUGAAUCUCAUGGUUUCACUAGCUGUAAGCCUUGUCAAAAUGAACAGAAAUAAAUGCAUAAGAUGUCUCUCUGUUUAAUGAAUCUGAGUUUCACUUUUUCAGUUGAAUUACUGGCUUAAAUUACGAUCUCCAAGAUAUUCUUAAUAGUUUAGAUGCUCCUGUGUGCUCCAGGCCUCUGGUAAGAUACCAAAAUGCCACAUCAUUCUCCAAAACCUGGUGGUGUAGUCUAGCAGAUACAGAUACAGGUCAUGUGUUCUGAGUGGCCUUAUCAAAAAGCAAAAGAAAACCUCAAGACUCAGUUGAUCCAUUUUGGCAUUUUUGGAGAGAUUUACAUGUCAAGGUGUGGGAGUGUGUGCGCGCGCAUGUGUAUAAUUUUGUUAUGUCAGAAAUUGUUUUUCUGUUAGUGUAAGAAGUUGUGUUUAGCUUGCUACUUAGUGAAGAGCAUGUGGAUAUUUGGGGGCCAGAUAAAUUUGUCAGUGAGUGUAUCCCACCUUCCCUCCUCUAUUAUUUUUCCAUACAUUAGAGACCAAGCCUGCACUGAAGAAAUUCACAAACUUCUAGUUCGAUGUGUGGUCAGUAGUCCUACACCCCAGUCAAUCACCACCCCCCCCCCCCCCCCCCCCCCAAUCCUUUUCUUACUAGAUCAGAAGGAGAUCGACAAAUAAAACUCAAGGCUAUGAAAGCAGCUGUUUGUGUCUAAACAUGCACCAGAGCCAGGACUGUAGCUCUUGAGGCGUUUGCACAGACAUGAGUGCAACAGCAGAGGAGCCUGUGUUCAUCGGCUCUAACAUUUAUGAAAAUAAAAUGGAUGUAAAAAGAAUAGUUUUAGUCUGCUGAAGGCCUGGCCGACCAUCUGCCCAUCUGUGUGAGCACGAGCCGGAAAGAGGUGACCACUGUUACCCUGAUGCUUCUCAUGUGCACAGUAUCAUAUGCUGGAGAUGUACACGACCACAUGUGCUGGGAAUAAAUAAUUUCAUAACUUU